Molecule: messenger RNA, 798 nt
Organism: Penicillium coprophilum
Lineage: Eukaryota; Fungi; Ascomycota; Eurotiomycetes; Eurotiales; Aspergillaceae
Product: SDR family oxidoreductase
Exons: 6
Cellular component (GO): cytosol
Molecular function (GO): oxidoreductase activity
Source: RefSeq, a predicted model, not a curated record
AUGGCUCUAAGUGGACAAACUGCCCUCGUUACCGGAGCCUCGAUGGGCAUCGGUGAAGCGACAGCAAGGGCUCUAGCCGAAGCCAGUGCAAAUUUAAUUCUUCUUUCUCGAUCCGAGGACAAACUAGCCAAACUCACAGAAGAGUUAAGCAAGCAAUACCCUCAGAUAAGAGUGAUCUACCGGACAGCCGAUGUAGGGAACUACGAAGAAGUUGAUACAGCUGUCGAGUCAUCAGUCAAAGAAGUCGGUGGCAUCGAUAUCCUCAUCAACAACGCCGGUCUCGCCCUUGGUGCGCCAAACGCCUUUCACAACCUCAAGAUAUCAGACAUCCAAACAAUGAUCUCAACCAACGUCAACGGCCCAAUGUACGUGACUCACUCUGUGCUCAACCGCAGUAUGCUUUCGCGCAAAUCAGGGACGAUCAUAAACGUCACCUCAGUCACAGGCCUAGAGGUUCCUCCUUUUACGGGCGAAGCAGUCUACCAUUCUAGCAAAGCGGCGCAAGAGGGAUUCACUAACUCAUUGAGGAAUGAGUUGAAUGGGUCUAAUAUCCGGGUGUUGGCGUUGAGGCCUGGUGUUGUUGCGGGACAUUUCCAUGCUCAAAGGAUCGGACAUGAUCAGUCCCAAUAUGAUGAGUUCUUGGACGGAUACACGCCGCUUAUUGCGAAUGAUGUUGCUGAAGCUGCGGUUUAUAUGCUUAGCCAGCCUCUCAACGUUUCUAUUAAGGCUUUGGAUGUUGUUCCUUCGGCUCAACGAUCUCUUACUGUCUUUGAUCGGCAGUGGAAUGAACGCACUGGA